AUGUCGACCGCCGUGGAAGCCCCCGUGGGCAUGAGAAAGAACGGCAAGAAUUGGCAUGCCCCGAAGAAAGCCUUCCGGCCCACCGCCGGUUUGAAAUCAUACGAAAAGAGACUCCAAGAGCGCAAUGACCUGGCGGCCAUCAAGGAGCGAGAGAAGGAAUUGAAGGAAGAGAAAGAAGCCGAGCGACAGAGACACAUACAAGCGAUCAAAGACCGACGAGCCGCCAAGGAAGAAAAGGAGCGCUACGAGAAGAUGGCAGAGAAGAUGCACCGCAAACGAGUCGAGAGAAAGAGGCGUCGCGAGAAGAGGAACAAGCUGCUAAACUCAUAA
Talaromyces atroroseus is the source of this 330-nucleotide messenger RNA. RefSeq lists its product as hypothetical. NCBI's taxonomy places the organism in Eukaryota, Fungi, Ascomycota, Eurotiomycetes, Eurotiales, Trichocomaceae. The record is from RefSeq and is a predicted model, not a curated record. The transcript is spliced from 3 exons. Bases 1 to 330 code for a protein of 109 amino acids.